ACAACAGGGAGAGCGAGAGAGACACAUGGAGAUUGAGCGUGAGAGCAACGACGACUCGCCUCUUACAUAACAACAGAAAAUUAGUAAACAAACAAAUUUGUUGUCAGACGCGUGCCGAUGACCGAGCAGCGCCCACAUAGAAUACUUAAGCUGUGCUAAAAAUAAAUAAAAAUAAUAAUAAAAUAGAGAGAUAUAUAAAACGGGAAUACAGCUACGUUACGCUUCAAUAAUUUUGGCAUUAUUUAACUAACGGCCUUCAAUUUCCACAAAAAGCGAUAAUUAAAAAUACUUUCGAUUGUUAAUCUUCAGUUGGGAUCGAACCGCCAGCCCAUUCGAUUCACUUCUAGUCUUCUAGUCCGAAAAUGCAGCUGCUUGGCUUGGGAAUUCUUAUGGGGCUGCUCCAUCAGCUGGCUGGGGGCGUGCAGGGCGCCAAGAUAUUGGCUGUCUUUCCAUUCCCCGGCAAAUCGCAGUACAUAUUCGCGGAGCAGUACCUCAAGGAACUGGCCAGAAGAGAUCACAAUGUUACGGUCAUAAAUACUUUCGGCAGCCGGGAAAUGUCAUCGAACUUUCGAGUAAUUGGUGCUACUAAAAUACACGAGAUAAUGGCAGCUUUUGGCAGUGCGGACUACAAUCAGCAGGCCAGCCAGUGGACAACGCUGACCAUGACCACGGAGUUUCUGAACAUGCUGACGAGCUGCGUGCUGGAGGAUGACAAGGUGCAGCAGCUGCUGCAAGGCGACGAGACUUUCGAUCUGGUAUUGCUUGAGACGGUGCAGACCGAGGCACUGUUCGGUCUGGCGCAGCACUUCAAGGCACUGACCAUGGGCAUCUCCUCGUACGGCACAGAUCGCCACAUCGAUGAGCUGAUGGGCAACAUAUCGCCACUCUCCUUUAACCCCAUGCUCCUCUCCUCGCGCACCGAGCGCAUGAGCUACGAGCAGCGGCUGUGGAACGUGUGGGACGCCAGCCUGAGCUGGGUGCACAAACGCCUGGUCCAUUUGCCCAGCCAAGAGCGGCUUUAUGCGAAAUACUUUCCCAAGGCCAGCCGGACACUGGAGCAGGUGCUGGACAGCUUCUCGCUGAUGCUGCUGGGCCAGCACUUCACGCUCAGCUAUCCACGGCCCUAUCUGCCCAACAUGAUUGAGGUGGGCGGCCUGCACUUGCAGCACUCGAGAGAGCCCCAGCCGCUGCCCGAUGACCUGGCCAAGUUUGUGGCAGAGGCCGAGCAUGGCGUUAUAUAUUUCUCAAUGGGUUCGAACAUCAAGAGCGCCGAUCUGCCUGUGGAAAGGCGGGAUGUGCUGCUGCAAGCCUUUGGCAAGCUCAAGCUGCGCGUUCUGUGGAAAUUCGAGGGAGAAGUGUUAACGAAUCAGCCCGCCAAUGUGCUCAUUAGCAAAUGGUUCCCCCAGCCGGACAUCCUCGCGCAUCCCAAUGUGAAGCUCUUCAUCACACACGGCGGCCUGCUGAGCACCAUCGAGAGCAUCUACUUCGGCAAGCCGGUGCUGGGGCUGCCCGUCUUCUACGACCAGCACUUAAAUGUGCAGCGCGCCAAGCAGGCGGGUUUCGGAUUAUCUCUGAAUUUGUGGACCAUGACGGCAGCUGAGCUGCACGAUGAGAUUCUAGAGCUGCUCAGCAACGAGAGCUACGCGCAGGCGGCGCAGCUUAAGUCAAAGCUAUAUGCCGAUCAGAAGGACACGCCGCUGGAGCGCGCCAUCUGGUGGACAGAGUACGUACUACGCCACAACGGCGCACCGCACCUGCGAUCAGCGUCGCGCGACCUGAACAUGGCUCAGCUCCAUGGCUUGGACACCUGGGGCUUGCUAUGUGGCCUUGCGUUUAUUAUUGUUUUGCUGUUGUUGUUAAUCCUCUUCAAACUCUUGAGAUUUGUACGAAAUAUUUUUGGUAAGCGUAGUACGAAGACAGAAUUUGAAAAGAAAAGUCAGUAAUGCCUUCUGCAAUUAGCAACAAUUGUGAAGAAAGUUUGAAAUGGCAAAUUUGACGGUUAACUAAUAAACUAACGUUAGCACAUAUGAAAUAAUAUUUUCUUGUUAAUAUAAUGCAACAUUGUACUUAUAAAAGAUAUUAAUAAAAUGAAUA
This is a messenger RNA of Drosophila mojavensis, 2094 nucleotides long. RefSeq names its product UDP-glycosyltransferase UGT5 (gene Ugt35A1). The coding region runs from base 363 to 1943 and encodes 526 amino acids. Gene Ontology annotation, molecular function: UDP-glycosyltransferase activity. The record is from RefSeq and is a predicted model, not a curated record. Lineage: Eukaryota; Metazoa; Arthropoda; Insecta; Diptera; Drosophilidae. The transcript is spliced from 2 exons.